Messenger RNA from Budorcas taxicolor (takin), 5721 nucleotides. RefSeq names its product A-kinase anchoring protein 11 (gene AKAP11). Gene Ontology annotation, biological process: intracellular protein localization. The record is from RefSeq and is a predicted model, not a curated record. Gene Ontology annotation, cellular component: cytoplasm. Gene Ontology annotation, molecular function: protein kinase A binding. NCBI's taxonomy places the organism in Eukaryota, Metazoa, Chordata, Mammalia, Artiodactyla, Bovidae. The coding region runs from base 1 to 5721 and encodes 1906 amino acids. The transcript is spliced from 11 exons.
AUGGCGACCUUCCAGUCCUUCAGGAACAAUCACAGGAAAACUAGAGCAUCUGUCAGAAAAAGCUUCAAUGAAGAUGUGUUCCAGUCUGUGAAGUCUUUACUGCAGAGCGAGAAGGAACUGUGCAGUGUAUCAGCCGAGGACUGUUUGAAGCAGGAUGAACAUGCCAAUUUGACUGAGGUCACAUUUCUAGGUUUUAAUGAAGAAACAGAUGCUGCUCAUAUACAGGAUUUGGCUGCAGUUUCUUUGGAACUCCCAGAUCUUCUGAAUUCACUGCACUUCUGCAGUCUAAAUGAAAAUGAAAUUAUUUGUAUGAAGGAUAUAAAUAAAUCAUCAGAUAUAAACAGUGAUCCUCUAAACCAGAGUCAACAUCCUGGAAUGCUUUGUGUCAUGAGAGUGUCACCUACGUUACCAAGACUUAAAAUUGAUUUUAUCUUUAGUCUCCUAAGUAAAUACGCUACUGGCAUAAGGUACACCCUGGACACAUAUUUGCAUCACAAGCACCAACUUGAGGCCACCAAUGAAGAUGAUGAUGAUACUAACCAGUCUGUAUCUUCCAUCGAAGAUGACUUUGUCACUGCUUUUGAGCACUUAGAGGAGGAAGAGACUUCAAAGCCAUAUAAUGAUGGAUUAAACAUAAUUGCACCAAGGAGCCAGUGUGAUGCUGCUUCACAGACUAUUUCUGGUCACCAUUUGGAUACCCAUGAUUUCAGGGUUCUGGUUGGCUCUGAGCAGCAGAAGUCAUUGGCUAAACCUUCAGCUUCUUUAAUAAACAUUCUGGGACAUAAAAAACUGCCUCCAGUGAGAACUUCAGUCACAACAUCAGUCUCUGAACCAUGGGUCCAGAGGAGUUUCUAUAGGUCCUUUGCUGCUUCAGAGAAAGGUAGUGAUGCCCAGAAACCGUUGUUCUCCUCUUCUCCUGCCUACUCGUCUGAAUCAGAGUGCUCAAGUCCAAGUCCUGUUAUUUUCUUGGAUGAAGAAGGUUAUCAAAAAAGUUUGAAAGCAAAACUUGAGUUACCUAAAAUUCCUGUGACGAAAGAUGAUAUUGAGGAUUCAGACUCAGAAGUGAGUGAAUUUUUUGAUAGUUUUGAUCAGUUUGAUGAACUAGAACAAACUUUAGAGACUGCUUGUCCGUUUCUGAAAGAUCUUGCUAUAGGGAAGUCAUCGCAAAAGAAAGGGCACAAACAUGAAAAAUUGUGCUCUGUAACCACUACUAUGAAUCCUCAAAAAUUCAAGUUUGAUCGGCCAGCUCUCCCAGCUAACAUUAGGAAGCCAACACCUCGUAAACCCGAAUCCCCUUAUAGUAACCUGUGUGACACCCCAGAUUCUCCCCGCCCCGUGAAGGCCUCAGGGGAAGACAGUGGUUUGUUUAGUCCUAUUCGGUCCUCUGCUUUCAGUCCUCUUGGAGGCUGUACUCCAGCUGAAUGCUUUUGCCAAACAGAUACUGGUGGAGAUAGGAGUCAUGAAAAUCCUGAUUCUCUUUAUUACACCUAUGAAGAUUAUGCAAAUAGCAUUUCCUGUGAAGUUCUGGGCUCAGUUCUUCAUAGCCAACAUACAAAUGCAACAUCCAACACUAAUAGUAUUAAAAAGGGAGAAAAUAAAAUGGUAGCUCUUCAGCAUGGAAGCCUUGAUCAAAAAAGUAAGUCUAAAAAUAAACCCUUAAUGAUUGAUAGCAUUCAGAAGUUUGCAGCAGAUCUCGUGGAAAAAAGUUUUGGCAGUGCAUUUAAAGACUUACAGAAGGGGGUCUCUUCAUGUACCAAUGCCUUAUGCCAGUUAGCCAUCAAGUUGACGUCAUCCAUUUUUCAAAUGGCAUUUAACGAACUGAGAAGGCAGCGUGCUUUUUCACUGAAAGAACAAGCCAUUGGUGGCCUGGCUAGUUUUUUGGUGAGUGAGGCAUUCUCAAAUGCUUUAAAAGAUCUACAAUAUGUAAAGAAACAGAUCUUCACUAACACCGUCACUAGAUUUGCUGCAGAUCUCGCCGAAGAGCUUAUUUUUGAAGGCAUCAUGGAAGUGUGUCAGUUCUCGUAUCCUCCAACACCUGCAUCUCUGCAGGGUCGGUCAUUUCAGUACGAAGACAGAGUGGUGAAGUCCUAUGCAAGAGAUCUGUCUGAAUCUGUAAUACAGGAAGCGUUCAUUGAGCUGUCUCAGGUUGAUGUUACCUUCACCACAAAGGCAGCAGUUAGCGUUUCCCCAGAAAACAUCAAGUUUGUGAGCACAGAAGAUGUAGUGUCAGCGACACAGACUUCUGUGUGUUCCCCUACUUCUAACAGUCAAACAGUUGUGGUGACGAAACCAGUGCAGGAAUAUAAAAAGGAAUACACGGUGCAGCAGGCCUUGUUCUGUACUUCAGGAAUUGUUACUUCAAUCCCAGUGCCCUUGGCAGGAAGUGCCCUUCUCCCAUACCGUAUUUCUUCUAAUAGGUAUCAGACAAAGUCUUAUCCAUCAUGUGAUGAUAGUCAUUUGAAUGGUAGUCCUACCCUAGCAGGUGUUGCCGCAAAAAGCAAAGAAGAGGAGCUAGCUUGUCUCAGGAAUAUUUGUUUACCUUCAGACCACAACUCCGGUAGCCAGAAUGAGGUGAAACCAACUAGUGAUGUUGUUGAAACAAAAAGCUCUUCAAAGUUAACAAAUGAUCCUGUCAUUAUUAGCGAUUUUUCUGCUGCAAUGGUGCAUACGAUAGUAAAUGAAACUAUAGAUUCAGUGACAUCUUCCAAAGUUGCAAAAACAGAAGAACACACAGAUUGUUUAACUCAAACAGGAAAGGGAAAAACCCCUUCUUCGAUCCCCUACUGGGAUCAAACAACACUGCCACAGAGUGAGGCUAGCAAGAAGGACAUGUUCGCCGGUCAGUUAUCUAAAUCUAUUAUCAAACAUUCCAUAGAUGAAAGCAAGUUAGUGAUCCUAAAUGUAGAUAAAAAUGUCCUCCACAAGAAAGACUUGCCUGUUCCUGGAGACGAGUCACAGACCUUGGAAGAGUUCCCCAAGUUUCUUGAAGCUCAAGAUCAUUUAACUCACUGUUCACUUUCAGAAGGAAAGGAUUGUGUUCCAGAAGGUAAAGGUUCAGUGGCUCCUGGAUUUUCUUUGGAGACACUACCACCUUGUCUACCAGCAGCAGGCCAGAAAGCCGACCUGAAGGAAAUUGCUAAGGACAAAUCUGUGAAAAAGCAGAAUUUGCAUAAUUCAGCCCUUGAGCCCUUGGCUUUUGGGCAGGAAAACUCUUUUCCCCAUUCACAUGCUUUCUCAUCCACAGUGCUCACCUGUGCAGAUGGUUUGCACGUGGAAGAGAAACAGAAAAUGAGAGAUGGGAACGUAAUACCUGACACCCCUCCAUCAACUCCUCUGGUUCCAUCCCAGGCUCCUUCUGAGUGGGAUAUCAAGAAGUUAACCAAAAAGCUUAAGGGGGAGUUAGCAAAAGAGUUUGCACCGGCCACACCACCGUCCACACCUCACAACUCGUCUGUAAGCAGUUUGUCUGAAAAUGAACAAAAUGCAAUAGAAAAAGAAGAGUUCAUGUUGAAGCUCAUGCGGUCUCUCUCAGAAGAAGUUGAAAGUAGUGAAGGCGAAGAGCAGCCAGAGGUGGACGUGAAGUUGGAGCCAGCAGGGAAGAAAGUUCAGUUUGCAGACACGUUGGCGACACACAUCGUUUCUCUCGCAACCGAAAUGGCGGCUUCCCAUUUGGAUAAUAAAGUGAUUCAAGAAGCCAGGGUGAAAAGCCCUUGCUUAAAUGUGCAGAGUCAAAGAAGCCUGUCACCUGCUUUUUUAAAGUGCUCAGAUGAAAGCUUACAAGCAUUACGUAGUUUUGCAGGGGAUAUGGCAGCAGAAGUCAUUACGGAAGCUGAAAAAAUAGCAAAAGUUAGGAGCUGUAUGUUUUUCAGGAGGAAGAGGAACAGUUGUGUUGAUGGUGACCAAGAUUAUAGAUCAGAAGAGAAGUCGGAUGUAGAGGCUGUAGCACACCCGGGAGGAGUAGAUCCGUGUGUUCUUCCUUUGCCACCAAGUUCUUGUCUGUCAGGUCUAACGUACAAGUAUCCCAGCUGUGAAAGUGUGACAGAUGAGUAUGCAGGUCACAUUAUCCAAAUACUAAAACAGGAAGGUGGUAAUAGUGACUUAAUAAUGGACCAGUACGCCAACAGACUUGCCUAUCGGUCCGUUAAGUCAGGAUUGCAAGAAGCAGCUAAAACAGCCAAAGUGAAGUGCAGCUCCAAAAUAUUCCCUUUGCAGAGCUCACAGGUGAAAACCAACGAUGAACUGUUACUGUUUUUAAAUAAAGAACACCAGCAAGAAGCAGAUAAAAAAAGACAAAGCAGAAGUGGUGGAAGUUACCUUCAUAAAAACCAGACUUGUGAGUGGACACGGGACAUGUGCAGAAGUGAGUGCUCAGAACUACAUAGUUUUUCAACCUGUCUUGCUCACAGCAUCACAAGAGAUGUUACAAAAGAGCUGAUGGCAUCAACAGGUGGCUUGCCAAAAUCGUUAACAGAUUCUUGCCUUUAUGAAAAAAACGCAUGUGACGAAGAUACUGAGACUCAUGUCGGGCCAGAGUUUCCCAAGUCUCUUCAGCCUUCUUCACAGAAUCACAGAUUUUCUCAGAGUACAGGCAGCUUGAGUGGGUGUGGCUAUGGAGAGACUGUCGUUCAAGCUAUAGAGCAGUAUGCUAACAAAGUUGUGGGCGACACUUUAGAGGUGGGUUUAGGAUCUGCCGUCUUCCAUGUGUCUGAAGCCACAAAAGCAGUUGAUAGGAUCACUUACGCAGAAAAGCUGUCACAUCUGGUGGGUCAGGCUUGCCGAUACUGUGACCGUAAAGAGCUCCAUGACUGCACUGGAAAUUCGUCUCCUCGCUUUCCCAGACCGGAUUCACUUGCUGGUAGUAAGCCAGUUUCUCAUUCACAGCUUAGCAGCUUCUAUCAGAAAUCUAGGAUUUUUCAUCUUGAUGUCCCUCAAAUUCACGUUAAUCUCGAUAAGAAGACAGUGCUUGCUGAGAAGAUAGUUGCUGAAGCGAUUGAAAAGGCAGAGAGAGAGCUGAGUAGUACCAGCCAGGCAGCCGACAGUGGGAUCGGACAGGAAGGCGCCAGCUUUGCCGAGAGCCUCAGCACAGAGAUACUGGCAUCAGCAGUGGUCAGUGCUGGACAGGCCAUCAGCAGUCCAAAAGAAACAGAAGACUUUCAGUCAGCUGAGUCUCUUGGUAGCCAGCAGAUGCAUCUCAGUAUUGGUGAGGACAGUACUGGAAGCUGGUCCAACUUAAGUUUUGAAGAUGAACACCAGGAUGAAAGCAGUAGUUUUCACCAUCUAAGUGAAAGUAAUGGUAACAGCAGUAGCUGGAGCAGUCUUGGUUUAGAAGGAGAUUUGUGUGAGGACAAUUUAUCCUUUCCAACAUCAGACAGUGAUGGGCCAGAUGAUGAAGAAGAGGAGCAUCAGACUGAUGAAGAAGGUUUGGAGCAAGAUGGAAAGACUCUGCUCAUUACAAAUAUUGACAUGGAGCCAUGCACAGUAGACCCCCAGCUAAGAAUUAUUCUUCAGUGGCUUGUUGCUUCUGAGGCAGAAGUUGCAGAACUUUAUUUUCAUGACUCUGCAAAGAAGGAGUUUAUACAACUUUCAAAACGGCUACAGGAAAAAGGCUGGAAAGUGGGAGACCUCCUGCAGGCUGUGCUUAAAUACUAUGAGGUGAUGGAGAAGACGUCCAGUGAGGAGAGAUGCAAGUCCCUGUUUGACUGGCUCUUGGAAAAUGCAUAG